Messenger RNA from Linum tenue, 2221 nucleotides. The record is from the annotation of a GenBank genome assembly. Lineage: Eukaryota; Viridiplantae; Streptophyta; Magnoliopsida; Malpighiales; Linaceae.
GUAGCAAGUAGUAGAAGCAACCCCCUUCUCUCCAAGUUCUAACCCCCUUCAAGCCUUUCUGAAAGGAACCCACUUCAAAUCAGAAAGAAAGAUCCAAACUUUGUGCAUCUCUCUCCCAUUUUCUAACCCGCUCCCUUUUUUUGGGUUGUGUCCUAAUCUGCCCAGUCUCUUUUGAUGUGUGCAAAGCUUCCCCUGUUGUGAUGCAAUUAUGUGAAUGCAAGGUGGUGGUGUGACAUGGAGAGGAGGAGAAGGGUUGGCAUUGUUGGAGCUGGACCAAGUGGACUCCUAGCCUGCAAGUAUGUCCUCGAGAAAGGGUUCGAUCCGGUCGUGUUCGAGGCCGAGGGCGACGUGGGUGGGAUCUGGUCACACACGAUCGCAUCCACGAGGCUUCAGAACAAGCGAAGUACGUACCGGUUCACAGAUUUCCCCUGGCCCGAGUCGGUCAGCGACGUGCAUCCACCACACAGUGAGGUUCUCGCAUACAUGAAGUCGUAUGCUAGCCAUUUCGGAAUUUACCAACACAUCAGGUUUUGGUCCAAGGUGGUUGGAAUAGACUAUGUUGGUGAGUCAUUUGAGGAGAUGAAGUCUUGGGUUGUUUGGGGUGGGAGUGGGAAGCCCUUUGGUUCAUUGUCACCAUCUAAAGGGAAGUGGCAGGUUAGAGUUCAGGAUGUCAGGAAUUCAAGUGUUGAGGUUCAUGAAGUUGAAUUUUUGAUUCUUUGCAUUGGGUUGUAUAGUGGGUACCCAAACAUCCCAGAUUUCCCUCCAAAUCAAGGCCCUGAGGUUUUCAAGGGCAAAGUGGUCCAUUCAUGGGACUACUCAACAAUGGGUAGUGAGAAGGCAGCUGAGUUUGUGAAAGGGAAGAGAGUUGCCAUUAUUGGCUCUCAGAAGACUGCAAUUGACAUUGCUGCAGAAUGUGCCAAGGCAAAUGGACCUGAGUUUCCUUGCACAAUGAUCCAAAGAACAACUCACUGGACAAUCCCAAGUGAGACUUUGCUAGGGAUCAACAUUGGGUUCUUGUACUUGAACCGCUUCUCAGAGUUCUUGAUUCACAAGCCUGGUGAAUCACUCCUUCUCAGCUUGUUAGCCACAUUCCUCACACCACUGAGAUGGGGAAUCUCCAAGAUGAUAGAGUUCUACCUGAGAUGGAAGCUUCCACUGAAGAGACAUGGGAUGGUUCCAAAGCUCAGCUUCUUCCAGGACGUGUCCUCGUGCCACAUCUGCAUGUUGCCCGACAAGUUCUACGACAAGGUGGAAGAAGGAAGCAUCGUCAUCAAGAAAUCCAAAACCAUAAGAUUCUGCGAGAAUGGCGUCUUGAUCGACGAAGAAGGUCAAUCGGAGCCUGUCGUGGAAGCAGACGUGGUGAUCCUGGCGACAGGUUACAGGGGCGACCAUAAGCUCAGAGACAUCUUCGAUUCCCCUGCUCUGCAGAAAACCAUCUCUGGGUCUUCUUCCAUUGUCCCACUCUACAGACAAGUGAUCCAUCCUCGGAUCCCGCAGCUGGCAGUGAUCGGCUACGCGGAGAGCCUAUCGAGCCUGUACGCGACGGAGAUCAGGUGCCAGUGGCUGGCGGAGUUUCUCGUGGGGAAAUUCGAGCUUCCAAGUGUGAGCAAGAUGGAGGAGGAAGUGAGCAUUUGGGAGAGGUUCUUGAGGAGGCACAGUGGAGGGAAAUCAAGGAGGGCAUGUAUAAGCAACAUCCACAUAUGGAACAAUGACCAGUUCUGUAAGGACAUGGGGUUCCCUACUAGGAGGAAGAAAGGGUUCUUGAGGGACUUGUUUAUGCCAUAUGGACCUAGUGAUUACACUGGUCUUCUAGCUGACUGAAAAAUUCAUAAGGGUCCCUUUUUCCUCUACUAAAGGUUCAAUCUUUUGGCAUUUUAAAGGGGGGAAAGUGGUGAUAAGAAAAGGAAAGAUGUGUGUUAUGUGUAAGUGUAAGUGUUUGGUGAUUUUUUUGUACACAUCAAAUUGUACUUGUUUUUAGCUUCUUUGUUUUUUUUAAUGUAUAAUAGGAGGAGAUUAGUGUAUGAGUGUAUGAACCAAUCCACCAAAAAGAAGAGAAAUACCCAAGUGUUGGAAAGGGUUGAUGCAUUUUUUUUUUGCUUUCCCUUGUUUUUGUAAGUUUUUAAAGAGCCAAAUAGAUGUGGCCAAUGUUUAGAUUAUUUAAGAAUUAAGCUCACUUGUAAUAGCAUUUAAAAAAUGAACAGUUUAAAAGUGAUUUCUUGUA